GCUGAUUUAUUUUUUUUUUGGUAAGGGGGGGUGCAUUGUGGUAGUAGCGUGCUUAGAGAGAGGAGAACUCGCCACAGUUCAAGCGACUACAUCUAGCGUGCUGGUGCAGCGGUGGUAGUGUUUCCAAACUGGUUUAGGCCUACAGAGUGUGGAGGAUAUAUCAGCAGUCUUAAUUUCUUGACAGAAUGUUCGGUUCAACUGCACGUGGAUUUUAUCAAUGGAUAACGACAAAAAUUCAUGAAUGUAUCUACGAAGUCAGUGUUUAGUUUGCUUCGACUGAUUCACAAAGUGGAUAACCAUUUUUAAGACGGUGGAAAAAUAGUUGAAAAAGAAUUUCUUGUAAAGUUUAUUUAAUUUUCCCAUAAUUUGUGAUGAAGAAAAAAGUGUGUAUUUCCAAACUUAGACUUAGAUCUAGAGUUUCAUUUAUUCUGUUACGUUUCUGAUUGUUGGCGGGGCACCUGAUUGAAUCUGGACGUGAUGGUAGGCUGUGAUAGUGGUCAGUUAGGUGUGCUAAGUGGAUUGUGGUGCUUCUCUAAUGCUGGCCUGGAGAUCGGUCCAUCUUGGGACAACGUAUCACACAGGACACAACUGCCAAAGGUUAUUCACAGGACUAAAGCAGGACCGUCGCCGUGAAGCCUCACUCCCAGGCUGCACUAUUCACUCUACGCUCUCCACGUGGAGAUGUGCCAUUACAUCAGUGUGUGCUUCGGUUGAAAUAGAAACGGAAUGUUUUCCGGAGAAAGUUUUUAACAGGCUAAAAAAAAUAUUCAAGUUUCUCGUCUGCUGUGUUUUUUCUUUCCUUGUUGAUCCCUGGUGGUGUCGGAUCUUGCUGACCAACUGACUGCAAUCUUCUUUGGCGGUAGAAUCAGUGGAAAAAAACUACUGCCGUUGUUGAGUGUGUGUUAUAUUCGCCUCUGCAGAUCUGUCCACUUGGCCGCCGCCCCUGCAAGGCUGUCCACUUGGCCUUCGAUUUAUAUUUAUAAAAAUAUUCGUUUUUUUGGGGGUAUGGAUGGUACCACAUAGAGAUCAGCUCAACUGUAGAGUGGUUAUCUAGCAUGGGACCAAGCAAUGCCUCUAAGGGCGAGUGUUCCAACCCAUUAUGAGGAGAACGUCUGUUUACUACCAAGCUAGCCCACCCAGACUGUUGUUGCUGCUGCUGCUGAUACAGUUUUUCCUCGAUCUUGCUGCUCCCAACGAACACCCUUUCUUAGGAAACGGCACAAGCAAUCCACUCUAUGCUACUGUGACAGGGGGUACCACGCUGGUCAGGAUGCACAAUUUAAAGUCAAAGUGCAAUCAUCAUUUUGUAUCCAUGGGCUUCGUGCGGAAGAUCAAAGCUGCUGAAACUCAGGAAACGGCCUAUACAAUACUGGAGUUUCAUUCCGACCCGAGUGGUGGCGGGUUAGUCAGAAUAAAAGGCCAUGCUACUAAAAGAUAUCUUUGCUUUAGUAAAAAUGGAAAGCUGAUCGACAGGGUGGGUAAACAUAUUCAGUGUUUAUUCAAAGAAAAAGACAUCGCUGGCGGAUACAUCGAACUGGUCUCAGCGGUGAAUGACAGGUGGAAGGUGGGCUUCAACAAAAAGGGGCGGAAGCUAAAAGGGCUUUUCCACCUCAAACCCAAAAUACAAAACUGUUACAUGUUUAAGAAGGUGCGGUGCACGCGGUGCUCAUGACGGCAUGCUCCCCUGGGGCGCUGAACUGUGUCGUUGUUUGUGCUUUUAUCAUUAUAUAUAUAUAUAAGUGAAGACUAUGCCAGUGUUGUUGUUGACAUGGCGGAUUCAUUCCUAUCUACCUCCGACACUCGUAUUGUCAAGGCUAUGACGCUAGCACUGGUCGCUACUUUGUCAUGACGCUUAAUGUCUGUGUGGCCAAGCACAUAAGUGUUUUUAGUCAAGCUGUAGAUUGUCCUUCAGGACAACAUUGGUCUUCUGUGAUACAUUAUAAGGAAAGCCACUAGAAAGGUCACUGGACAGGACAGCCACUGAGAACGGUCUUUUCAAAGGACGAACAUUGCUACCAUAACUUCAGGAGUUUCUUUACACACAAGCAAAAAGCAAGACAUGUGUAUUUUCUUGAUGGUCAAAUGGAGAGUUCAGUUAAAGGGGAGAGCAACAUGGUCGUGCAGUCCAUGAAAUGUUGUUGAAAAUUUGCGACAGAUUCAGUUUAUAGAAUGUAGCUCUUGACGCGCGUAUUUUGUAUUCUUGUUUCUACUUGUGCUUAGAGUGUUUCUGACAACAAUGACCUAGAGAGAAAGCGAAUGUUCCAGGGUGUCGCUAAUUUAUGUGCGCUUGAAAGAUGGGUGUGAGUGAACUGACUGGUAUCGUGUGCACUGAAGACAUGUAACAUUUGCAUUGGUAACGUGUGCAUAGAUUAGCUGUAAUAUUUUAAUGAUGAUAUGUAAUGCGUGAUUGAUGGUAUGUAACGUGUGAUUGAUGGUAAGUAAGGUGUGUGUGUGUGAUUGUAUGUAAUGUGUGUGUGAUGGUAUGUAAUGUGAGGUUGAUGAUGUAUAACGAGUGAUUUGUAACAAAAUGUCUAAAUGGGUCCAAGAGUACUUAUAUAUGAACGAAAAACGAACUGUUGGACAGUUACGUGAGGAGAAAUUAAGACACUUUAAGAGUAGCAGAAUAGAGAGAUAUACAUUUUGAACCUGAGGACAUGUCUGAUAAAGAAUAUAGUCAUAAUAAAUACAUAUGUUAGAGACGAUUACAAUGUUGUCUUGUGUGUAAGAUAAGAGGAAUCUCUUCUAUUGGACACAGGCCUGUGCCACGUGGUUGGUCAGAGUACAAGUACUGAAAAGUCCUUAGCCUGUGCUUGGCAGGGGAUGCAGACCCAUUGUUUAAGUCGCUUGUAACCAAGCCUGGAAAAUACGAUCUUAUAACAUUACAUUCAACAUCAUUGGUCAUAAACAUUGUAAAUUGUUAUUGUUAUUGUCCUGCUUCUUGUAUUAGACACGUGACAGUAGUUCCAUUGGAAGAAACAUUUGAAUGAUAACCUAUAUUUAAACAUAUAUAGUACAGAACACAAAGGUAACUCAGUUUCAGCUCAAGGCUCGCCUGAAAUACAAUGUGUGACCAAGUCCCAAAGCUGAACCCAUUACGUUUCGACGCCUAUUUAUUAGACACAUUCAGACUAAAAUCAUCCUGCUCUACCCGCCCCCUCUAUGUGCCUUUCUAAAAGUCCUAUUUGUAGAGAAGACAAUUCUAUAGCAUUUGAAUGUCCACACAAACUCUUCCUAGAGCAGUGCUGAUGCCACAGAAAGGUUCAAAUAGAAAAAAAAAAGUUUUGGAAAGUUUCGAUGUGGCUUUUUUGUUUUGUUUGUUUUAUGUAUUGAAGUCGGACAUUCGGACUUUCGGUAACUCUACAGGCAGUGUCUCUGCUGACCUGCGGUGACCACUCUUAAACAUCUAGUCUCAGACGUAACGCUUUACAAAAAAUAGUAGUAGAGUUUCUAAUAUAUAUAUAUAUAAUUACUAUUAGUUCUGCCUUAUAUGCUGAUUUCGAUCAUUGUCUCAAGUGUCUGCCUCAGUGCUUUUCGCAUUCUGUUCCUUUUGUGUCCGUAUUUUUUGUUUUACUUCCUUCCUCUUUCGUAUUGAAAAGUUGGCAACAAAAGAUGUUCAGUGAGGCCGAAUAGUUUUCCACGUUUGGACCUGUUCUCUUUCCAUUCAAAGCAACCAACCUGUCCUAUCUGUAGGGGCUUGUGGGGGGCACAUGUUCACAGAUACUGCUGAGCAAUACUGCAUCCAACUGCAUGUAUUGUUUGGUUUUGACAAGCUCAUUAUUCAGGAAUAACUAAUUGGCUAUGUCAGGAACAAAGGCAGGAAUGCGACUUGAGUUUACAAAAUAUUGAAAGUGAACAAAAAAAAAGAGUUAAAGUUAAAAAUAAACAAGAAGACUGCCUAAUAAUUACAUGUCUGUCAUUUUGUGAAAAGAAAAGGAAUACAACCUCUCCAGACAGCGAAAACAAGUUUGUGUGUAUCCUAAAGGAUUAUGGGAUUUCAGGAGCACAACACGUGUCCAGGAUUACGACAAAGCCCCCCUUCCCUCCAUCUGAAAUGAAAUCCCUCCCCCACUUUUUCUAAAUUCAAAGUUAUGUCUGAAAUGAAAGACUAUUUCGUCAUCAGACCACUCAGAAAAAAAAAAAAUCUGCUUUCAUUUAGCCUACUUCAGUUGGUUUCAUUUAGCCUACUUCAGUUGCGUGAAUCUGAUUGCAUUCUUGACCAAUGGCCAUAUCUUUUUAAUUUCCCAUGUAGCAUUUCCAGCUUCAUUCUCGCUCGUUCUUCAUACCCAUAAAUGUACAUUACACUAUAUAUAUAUAUAUAUAUAUAAAUGUGAAUCCCUGCUUCCCAAAACUCCGUGAUGUCAUUCUGUUUAGUUCUCACUUGGGUCUAUAGUUUUAGUAAAUAGUGCACGCCUUAGACAUUGUAGUCAAUAUUUUAUCAUUUACAUUAGACAACAUGAGAAUCAUCAUAAAUAUUGAUAUUCACUAUUCAUUCGGCCAGUGUCCAUCAUUAUAAUUUGAGCACCACAAUCACAUUGACACCAUUAACUACUUAAUGUCACACUCACACACAAGUUGCAAAACUUAAGGAUGCUACAAAUCAGCACAUUGCACCUGGACGUGACAUCCGGGCCUUACAUGUUGUAGAAAUACCAACUUUCCAUAGCAAAAGAACAAUAAUUUUGUCCAGAUACUGCUAUGCUGACCCUAAAAUUAAAAACAAAGGCUCUAACUUUAAUCGAUUGGUUUUUAAUCGCUACAUAUCACACUCACCAUUUUGUUAUUGUUGUAUAUUAUUGUAUUGUUUGACCUUUGACUCCUGACGCCAUUAAAGGCGACUCCUCCCCCCACCCUGCCUCUCACAGUCCACACAAACUCUGACAGAAUAUUUGGUUGUUGAUUAUGAACUUAUGUUUCUAAAUACUAGAAACGUCUUUGACACCUCUGUAUAUGGAAGUGUACAUAUGCUGUAUAUGGUCUGGUAUUUAGUAUUUAAUCUUUCGUCAAAUAUUUUUGUUUUGGUUUUUAGAAACAGUGUUAUGAAACAUGUACAAAGCUAUUUAUAUACUUAUACAUAUAUUAUAAUAUAUUUAACUCACGGACAUAGCAGCGCAUACACACACACACACACACACAGAUAUGAUGUAAAUAACUAAAAGACGAACGUUGUUAAAAUGGCAUUUUUUUUUUCAAUUUACCAAAAUGUUGCUUUGUAUAAAUAAUGUUUCAAACCAGACAUUUGUACGUAUUCUUGUAUCAUUGUAUUAUCUUUUCAUGAAGAUGUAUUCGGUCUUAUUGUAUAUAUACAUAUAUAUUUAUAUUUUGUUGGCUUUACUUCAAGCUGUUCCGCUAAGUGUUUUCUCAUUUCAAACGUACAUAUGUAAACAGCUCCACCUUGGUACUACUAAAAUGGGACUCUUUAACCCCCCCUCUCCCACACACUCACCCCCCCAGGGCUCCAACAUGUGUAACAGCAUUGGUUCUGUAAGGUCCCCCCGGGUCAUAUUUUAUCCCCCCCCCCCCCCCGUUUCGUCUCCUUCUAGGCCUAUCAGUAUAAGGAGACCCGGUAAGCGGUAUCGUUUGUCAUAAAUCCGUGGCUUGUCAUAAGACACAGUGAUCUUAGCAAUGAGGGAGAAAUAUGACUGUACGAUCUUGUUAAGGAAUGCCUUCCCCCCCCCCCAUUCAUUAUAAAUAUAGAUAAACUCUGUUGAUGUAGUCAAUAGUCUGUGCCACUACCUGGUCAGUGUAGAGUCGCUUGCAGUAGCCGUAUAUUGUGUACUGUGAUGUUCUCAAAGUGUAGCCUCUAUGAACCUUACCAUUGUAUUGUAUACAGUUUUGUGACAGAUGUUUAAAAAAAUCCAGCAUACCUAACGCCAUUGCAAAUUUCAUCAGCUGAAAAUAUUUUGCCAAAGAUUUACUACCAAUGAGAUACAUUUCCUUCUAAAACAAAAAUGGAGAAAAUUGAGAUUCCUUUCCAGUUAGAUAUGAACAAAAUAAAAUAUUUCCAAAUGUUUAGCAAAGGUUAACAAAUGUAAAAUUUCCAUCUAUUCUCGAAAUAGUUAAUAAACCUAGAUUGCCUGAUUCUGGAUCCUCUAUUUCUCAUUUCGAAUUUAAAAGAUAUAUACUGAGCUAAAUUGUAAGCAAAUUAACAAUUAUUAACUGAAUUUAUUAGCUAGUUCUGUUGCUAUGUAAUAAGCUAAUUUUGAGCUUCCGAAUUCCUGCACAUUUAGUUGUUCAGCUAGAUCUAGAUCUUUCUUAAAUUGACUAGUCCGGGAUUUGAAAGCCACUUAAACCUGUAUGUCACCGUUGAAGACAAUUUCUGUUUUGUCGUCUCAGCAUUUGUUGGCGGACUGUUGAAGUCACGAGACCCACGUCUCACGUGCUUGUGUUGUUGUUUUGGGUUUUUUCUCCUCUUCGUCAAAUUUCUCUUGAAAAAAAAAUCGAUCUGUUUCAAAGCGCCCAUUGCCGUGUUUCUUCUUUAGUACGCUAGUUCAGGGACACUGGCAGUGUGUUCAAGAAGUGUGUCACUUACAUGUGUGGUGUGUUGAAGAGACAUGUGUUCCAGUGUCAAUAGACCCGUAUGUUUGUAACAGACUGUUUAUAUCUAUCUGUAAGUUUGGUGUACAUAAUACACACAGUUGGCCCACGUGUCCCCCCCCCCCCGUUUUUUUUUUCUCAAACCAAAGAAAUGUAAUUUAUUACAGGGUUAUUUUCUCAGAGUUGGCAAUUGAGACUUGAAGUACGAUUAUCUCCUUAUCUGUGUUGAAAACUUUUCCUGGCAUUUAAACUCUGAUGCUUUCAAAGUCGGCACAGAUCACUGUCCUGUCUUAUACAGCGCUAAUCAUUUACAGAGUAAUGUCAAGUUAUAUUUAAAAAAAAAAAAGUUUUAGUGUCUCAAGUAGGGCAGUUUCCUGACGUGAGGUCACCACUCCACCCUAAGGUUGCCCCUGUGUGUGUGUGUGUGUGCUUGAGAGAGAGAGAGAGAGAGAGUGACCGAGAGAAAGAUGAAGGAAGGGAGUUUGAAGGGAAUGGGGCGUACCAACAGUGCAGAAUAUUUAUGAUAACUGAAUCAAACUUUUGGAAGUAAAAAAAACCCAGACACUAUCACCUUAAGUAGUAUUAAUGACUUUUACACAAAUUCUUCUUAAGGCUAAUUGCAAUCAAAACUUCUACAUAAGACAUUCACAACAACAUAAGUAAAUAAUUCUAAUGAACAAUUCAAGCAUGCAUAAACGUUAGGAUUUAUUCAUUUAAAAUUGUUCAUAAAUUUUCGCUUCAUAAAAUAUUUUAUUAUACCCCCCCCCCCUUUCCCUUUUCCAUUUCGACAAUACCAUUCAUUCCAACAAAGAAGGAUAGUUGUGUACAUAUAAUCCUUAUCCAGAGACAAUCCGAGUUCAACUUCAACACACCUGAACAUAACCAAAAGUUGUUUUUAAGCCUUUUUAAAAAUCUUUUAUGAAGACAUGGGAAUGAAAAACAUCAAUGCUACAGUAGCAAAACAUUUAGACUAAGUCAUGAAUAGAUUCAACCAAUCCUUGUUUAGUACAACACAACAGAACUGACGGAAUAGAGUUAAAAACAACAGUCAGGGACGUCUCUGGCUCUGGAGAAAGAGAUUGUGGCAGGUAUUGUCACAUUUAUUAGACCUAGUGGUCAGCAAGUUAAAUCCGUCACUGAUGAUGAUGUGCUUGUUAAUUGUUAAGUCAAAGGGGGGUUGGGUGGUUCUUGAUGUUCUGCUUGCUUUCUUUGUCCCCUGAAUGGUAAGAUUGUACAUAAUUAUGUAUUUGAGGUUGUUGUUUUUUUUGUAUUUGUGUUGUUUGUCUGUCAAUAAAUUGUAUAGUGUUUACUGCUGCAAUUUGACUCUUUAGAAAUUUAUUAUAUACAUAAAUAUAUUAUAAAUAUACUAUUUGUUGAAGUGUGUGAUCUUUAUAAUUAUUGUGUGUGUGUGUGUGUCUCUUUCUUGUUGUGCAUUUUGUUUUUGUAGCAGAAAUAAUUAGGUCAUAUUAAAUAAAUUGUGUAUUAUAGAGAA
Molecule: messenger RNA, 8026 nt
Organism: Biomphalaria glabrata
Lineage: Eukaryota; Metazoa; Mollusca; Gastropoda; Planorbidae
Product: fibroblast growth factor 18-like
Exons: 6
Coding region: 1100-1672 (190 amino acids)
Biological process (GO): fibroblast growth factor receptor signaling pathway; positive regulation of protein phosphorylation; animal organ morphogenesis
Cellular component (GO): cytoplasm
Molecular function (GO): fibroblast growth factor receptor binding; growth factor activity
Source: RefSeq, a predicted model, not a curated record